CUGGAAUUAAAGAUUAGUCCAUUGAGAUCACAAAACAAGGUGCCGUGCCGUUGAUUUUUCCCGUGCAAGUUCUGUUGUUGCUAAUUCUGAAUAUGAUUGUUGUUCUAGAUCAUUAUUUCCCAAUGGAAGUUGGCCACCAGGUCUGCUGUUCUGUAGUUCAAAGUGGAGGGCGUUAAGUUUGAAGCUCCUUUUAUGUCUGAACGGGCCUCUCUCUUUUUGUCGUCAAUUGGAUUGCUUGGAGAGUAUUGUCCUACGUCUAGGAAAAAGAUCAGUUGUGCCGAGACUAUUGGCUGCAUGCAUCUUGAGUUGCUUGGGGUUCAUAGAAAAGCACGUGAUCUUGGUUUCCAUUUUAUGCGGCCUUUUCCAGCUGCUCAAAGAACAAUAGGUCCUAUUGAAGAUACUGCUGCUGAUAUCUAUCUUUUCUAACCAGAACUGCAGUAUUUCUGUGUAUUAACAACAUGGCGUUGCAGAAUAUUGGUGCCUCAAACCGUGAUGAUGCCUUCUAUAGGUAUAAGAUGCCUAAGAUGGUUACUAAAAUUGAAGGUAGAGGUAAUGGCAUCAAGACUAACGUUGUUAAUAUGGUUGAAAUUGCUAAAGCCUUGGGCAGACCUGCCUCUUACACUACCAAGUACUUUGGAUGUGAGCUUGGAGCACAAUCCAAGUUUGAUGAGAAAACUGGAACUUCUCUUGUAAAUGGCGCUCAUGAUACAGCAAAGCUUGCUGGGCUUCUUGAGAACUUCAUCAAGAAAUAUGUUCAAUGCUAUGGUUGUGGAAACCCUGAAACUGAGAUAAUCAUUACAAAGACGCAGAUGAUCACUAUGAAAUGUGCUGCCUGUGGAUUCAUAUCUGAUGUUGACAUGAGAGAUAAGCUCACAACAUUUAUUCUCAAGAAUCCUCCUGAACAGAAGAAAGGAUCAAAAGACAAGAAAGCAAUGAGGAGGGCUGAGAAGGAACGGCUUAAGGAGGGAGAGGCUGCAGAUGAAGAACAGAAGAAACUGAAGAAGGAUUCAGUAAAGAAGAAAAGCACUGCUGGUAAUACAAAGGAUGCUGUAACCAAAGUGCCCAGCAAGAAGAAGAACAAUGGCUCGGAUGAGGAUCAUUCCCCAACUCGUAGCCAAGCUGGUGAUAAUGACCACGCAGCUGAUGACGAUGAGGAUGAGGAUGAUGUACAGUGGCAAACAGACACAUCUUUGGAAGCAGCUAAGCAGCGUAUUCAGGAGCAGUUGAGUGCUGUCACUGCUGAUAUGGUCAUGCUCUCUACUACAGAAGAGAACAAGUCAUCAAAGAAGUCCACCGAGAAUGAGAAGUCACAGGUCAAUGGAAACAAGAAUGGAAAUGGAAUCUCCGCCCAUGGAGCGCUAGUUCAUGAGAUCAAAGAUUAUUUGAAGAAAGGUUCCUCCGCAGCUGAGCUUAAAUCAUUUUUGGAAUCUCUUUCUGGAACUCGCCAAGAGGUUGUGAAUGCCUUAGUCGAGUGUCUAUUUGAUGGAGUUGGGAAAGGCUUUUCAAAGGAGGUGUUGAAAAAGAAGAGCUUCUUGGCUGCAGCUGCCGCUCAGGAGGGAUCGUCGCAGAUAAUUCUUCUACGUGCCAUUGAAUCUUUGUGUCUCAAUACUAAUCCCGAGGCUGGUAAGGAGGUUGCCCUUGUCCUGAAAUCACUAUAUGAUGGCGAUGUGCUAGAGGAGGAAUUUGUAUUAGAAUGGUACCAACAGGGUCUGGCUGGCGAAAACAAAAGUUCUCAAAUCUGGAAGCAUGUGAAGCCCUUCAUUGAAUGGCUCCAGAAUGCCGAGUCGGAGACAGAAGAAGAAGAGUAAGCUUUGUUUUCUUAUUUCUACUAUCAUAGUUUUAGCAGAGUCCUGAGCAAAUUAUGUGGUGUUUGGAAUAAGGGAUAAUCACUAGGUCAGCUUGUCUUGUUUCUUGUGGUGCUUUUUAUGUCGUCUUCUCUUCAUUUCCUCGUCCAGCUGUCUCUGAACUCGUAAUAUUGUUUUGCUUUCAUUAAUAGUUAUAGUGUCCUUGUGCUUUUCUGUAUGAAUGAAUUUUCUAUUCAGAUCUUACAUUCCUUU
Messenger RNA from Momordica charantia (bitter melon), 2057 nucleotides. The record is from RefSeq and is a predicted model, not a curated record. NCBI's taxonomy places the organism in Eukaryota, Viridiplantae, Streptophyta, Magnoliopsida, Cucurbitales, Cucurbitaceae.